Prunus mume (Japanese apricot) is the source of this 6543-nucleotide messenger RNA. The record is from RefSeq and is a predicted model, not a curated record. Lineage: Eukaryota; Viridiplantae; Streptophyta; Magnoliopsida; Rosales; Rosaceae.
CACGGAAAGAAUUCAAAAGCGAGUCUUCAUGGCGGCAUUCACAGGGGCGCUGACGACGACCCUUCCCACCGCGCCAUUAUUACAUUCAGAUUCGAUAUCAUCAUCAUCAUCACCUUCGUCUGCGUUUUCUAAGGUAUACAAAAUAACCGCUUCUCUUUCUUGCUCUUGUUCCACUUCUAGUACUGCUUCUACUUCUAGUUCCUCUACUGGGCAACCGAAUGGCUGCGAUGAUUGCACAAGGAGCACGAAAAGCACUCAGAAAUUUAGCUAUGGCAGAGCCUCACCCUCAGUCAGAUGGCCCCAUUUGAAGCUCACUGACACUUAUCCCUCACCUCACACCCAAUUCACUCCUCCACUCCCGACCCAUGUUGUGCAAGAUUCCACUGAUUCCGACUCUGAGGGGAAAGAGGAAGAAGACCUGAAUUUGGGUUCUGUGGGUUCUUUGGAUACGAAUGAUGAAACCCAACAAGUGUUGGGGAGGCCCAGCAAGACUAAGGCCAAGAAAAUGACCAAACUGGCUCUCAAAAGAGCCAAAGAUUGGAGAGAAAGAGUGAAACUUUUUACUGAUAGGAUUUUGGGACUGAAACCCGACGAGUUUGUGGCUGAUGUGUUGGAUGAUAGGAAAGUUCAAAUGACCCCAACUGAUUUUUGCUUUGUGGUGAAAUGGGUGGGCCAGUCGAGCUGGCAGCGUGCAUUGGAGGUCUACGAGUGGCUGAAUUUACGCCACUGGUACUCCCCGAAUGCACGGAUGCUUGCCACUAUCUUAGCAGUCCUUGGAAAGGCUAACCAGGAAGCCUUAGCUGUGGAAAUAUUCAUGAGGGCUGAGCCCGGAACUGGCAAUACAGUCCAAGUGUACAAUGCCAUGAUGGGCGUCUAUGCACGAAAUGGCCGGUUUAAUAAGGUCCAAGAAUUGCUCGAUUUAAUGCGUGAGAGAGGGUGCGAACCGGACCUCGUGAGUCUCAAUACUUUGAUAAAUGCUCGCCUGAGGUCAGGAGCCAUGGUACCAAACUUGGCUAUUGACCUUUUAAAUGAGGUGAGAAGAUCAGGUCUUAGGCCAGAUAUAAUAACUUAUAAUACUCUUAUAAGUGGCUGUUCGCGUGAAUCCAAUUUGGAGGAGGCAGUGAAGGUUUACAAUGAUAUGGAAGCACAUAAUUGUCAGCCUGAUCUUUGGACUUACAAUGCCAUGAUUUCCGUAUAUGGGAGAUGUGGAGAAUCAAGCAAAGCUGAGCAGCUCUUUAAGGAAUUGGAGUCGAAAGGGUUUUUCCCAGAUGCAGUGACAUAUAAUUCCUUGUUGUAUGCUUUUGCAAGAGAACUUGAUAUAGAAAAGGUGAGGGAUAUUGGUGAAGAUAUGAUGAAAAUGGGGUUUGGUAAAGAUGAGAUGACCUACAAUACUAUUAUCCACAUGUAUGGCAAGCAGGGCCAGCAUGAUCUAGCGUUUCAGCUUUACAGGGACAUGAAAAUGCUAGGCCGGACUCCUGAUGCUGUUACAUACACUGUAUUGAUUGAUUCGCUUGGAAAAGCAAAUAAGAUAACAGAGGCCGCCAAUGUGAUGUCAGAGAUGUUGGACAGUGGAGUGAAACCCACUCUUCGGACUUAUAGUGCUUUGAUGUGUGCGUAUGCCAAGGCUGGGAAACAGGUGGAGGCUCAAGAGACAUUUGAUUGCAUGGUUAAGUCUGGGAUUAGACCAGAUCAUCUAGCAUACUCAGUUAUGUUGGAUAUCUUUCUGAAGGUCAAUGAGACAAAGAAGGCUAUCACGUUGUAUCAGGAAAUGCUGCAUGACGGUUUCAAGCUAGAUCAUGCCCUCUAUGAGUUUAUGUUGCGGGUGCUUGGAAGAGAAAAUAAAUUGGAAGUCAUUGAAAGAGUGAUCAGAGAUAUGGAAAAAGUUGGUGGUAUGAACCCACAAGUUAUCUCUUCUAUUCUUGUUAAGGGAGAAUGUUUUGACCAUGCUGCUAAAAUGUUGAGAUUAGCCAUCACCAGUGGCUAUGAGUUGGACAGGGAAAGUCUUUUAUCUAUUGUCAGUUCAUAUAGUUCAUGUGGAAGGCACUCAGAAGCAUGUGAAUUGCUUGAAUUUUUGAGAGAACAUGCUCCCGGUUCCAAUCAACUUAUAACUGAAGCAUUGGUUGUCAUACAAUGCAAGGCUCACAGAUUUGAUGCUGCCUUGGUGGAAUAUAGUAAUACCAGAGGGUUCCAUUCUUUUAGCAGAAGUUCAACCAUGUAUGAAAUCCUGAUUCAAGGCUGCGAAGAGAAUGAACUCUUUGGUGAAGCUUCUCAGGUUUAUUCUGACAUGAGAUUAUAUGGCGUUGAACCAUCUGAGCAUCUUUACCAAAUUAUGGUGCUCAUCUAUUGUAAGAUGGGUUUCCCUGAGACAGCCCACCUUUUGAUUGAUCAGGCAGAAAUGAAAGGCAUUUUGUUUGACAAUGUCAACAUAUAUGUUAAUGUUAUUGAAGUCUACGGGAAAUUGAAGCUGUGGCAGAAAGCUGAAAGUUUGGUGGGAAGUCUUAGACAAAGAUGUAAAGCAGUGGAUAGGAAGGUCUGGAAUGCCUUGAUACAAGCUUAUGCUGCAAGUGGUUGCUAUGAGCGAGCUAGAGUGGUCUUUAACACAAUGACGAGAGAUGGUCCUUCCCCAACAAUUGAUUCUGUAAAUGGUCUUUUACAAGCUCUGAUUGCCGAUGGGAGAUUGAAUGAGCUCUAUGUUCUAAUCCAGGAGUUGCAAGAUAUGGGUUUAAAAAUAAGCAAGAGUUCAAUUCUCUUGAUGCUUGAAGCAUUUGCUCGAGAAGGUAACAUAUUUGAGGUAAAGAAGAUAUACCAUGGAAUGAAGGCUGCAGGUUAUUUUCCUAACAUGGAUUGUUUCAGGAUUAUGAUCAAGUUAUUGUGCAGGGGAAAACGAGUAAAGGAUGUUGAAGCAAUGGUUUAUGAGAUGGAAGAGGCAGGGUUCAAGCCUGAUCUUUCAAUAUGGAAUUCCAUGCUUAAGUUAUAUGCAGGAAUUAAGGAUUUCAAAAAGACAGUUAAAGUAUACCAGCGGAUUCAAGAAGCUGUACUUCAACCUGAUGACGAUACUUACAAUACUUUAAUUAUAAUGUACUGCAGAGAUUGUCGACCAGAAGAAGGUUUAUCAUUGAUGCAGGAAAUGAGAAGGCAGGGCCUAGAACCUAAGUUGGACACUUACAAAAGCUUAAUUUCGGCAUUUGGUAAGCAGAAGCUGUUGGAUCAAGCUGAGGAACUUUUUGAAGAGUUAAGGUCAAAUGGAUGUAAACUGGAUCGGUCCUUCUAUCAUACAAUGAUGAAAAUGUUUAGAAAUUCAGGAAACCAUGCCAAAGCUGAAAUGUUGUUCACCAUGAUGAAAGAGGCAGGAAUAGAACCCAACUUUGCCACAAUGCACUUGCUUAUGGUUUCUUAUGGCAGCUCUGGACAGCCUCAGGAAGCUGAAAAGGUGCUUGACAAUUUGAAAGUAACUGGCUUAGAUCUUGAUACGUUACCAUAUAGUUCAGUUAUUGGUGCUUAUCUGAAGAAUGGAGAUUAUAACAUUGGAAUUCAAAAGCUCAAUGAGAUGAAGGAAGUAGGCCUGGAGCCAGAUCAUAGAAUAUGGACUUGCUUUAUACGGGCUGCAAGUUUAUCCCAGCACAAAAGUGAAGCCAUUAUUCUACUAAAUGCACUGCGUGAUGCCGGAUUUGAUCUUCCAAUCAGGCUUGUGACAGAAAAACCUGAGUCACUGAUUUUGGAAGUAGAUCGUUGCCUAGAAAAACUAGAACCCUUGGAAGACAAUGCAGCCUUCAACUUUGUCAAUGCUUUGGAGGACCUUUUGUGGGCAUAUGAACUCCGAGCCACUGCUUCAUGGGUUUUCCAAUUAGCAGUAAAGAGAGGCAUCUAUAACAAUGAUGUGUUCAGGGUAGCUGACAAAGACUGGGCUGCUGAUUUUAGAAAGUUAUCAGCUGGUUCUGCUCUUGUUGGUCUUACAUUAUGGUUGGAUCAGAUGCAGGAUGCAUCAUUGGAGGGUUAUCCAGAGUCUCCAAAAUCAGUCGUGCUGAUAACAGGGACAUCUGAGUACAACAUGGUUUCACUUAACAGUACAUUGAAGGCAUGCCUUUGGGAGAUGGGUUCACCUUUUCUGCCUUGUAAAACACGAAGUGGCCUUCUUGUAGCGAAGGCACACUCCCUCAGGAUGUGGUUAAAGGACUCCCCAUUUUGUUUGGACCUUGAGUUGAAAGAUGCCCCAGCUCUCCCUGAAUCAAACUCAAUACAGCUGAUUGAUGGAUGCUUCCUACGACGCGGUCUUGUUCCUGCAUUUAAGGAAAUAACCGAGAGGCUUGGCCUAGUGAGGCCCAAGAAAUUUGCUAGAUUGGCUUUGCUAUCAGAUGAAAAGAGAGAGAAAGUUAUUCAAUCUGAUAUUGAAGGGAGGAAAGAGAAGUUAGAGAAAAUGAAGGAAAAUGAUAAUCCAAGGAGGGUGAGCAGGAUUAAAAAGCUUAGGAAGAGGAAAUAUGUAAGACAGUCCACAUUGUCAAACACCAAACAGAUUGUAUCAGGACAAAAAGCUUUAAAAUAGAGUUGUGAAAGUAUGGAAAGGCUGCAUAGUUUCUGUACCUUCUUCCACUUCAGCACCUCUUAGUUUAAAUCUUUCUUUUUGAUCUCAUGCCACAUUAACUUUAAAGACCUGAACUUCACUGAUAGCAUGGAGGAGGAUUGUGAUGAUGAAACUCACGAGGGGAAGGAAGAUGAUGAGCAACUGAAUAUACAGGGGAUGAAGAUGUCAGCUGGAAAGUCCGAAGAGCAGCAGCUAAAUGCUUAGCGGCAUUAAUUGUUUCCCGUCCUGAGAUGCUUUCAAAGCUGCUUGUCCAAAAUUAAUUGACAGGUUUGAAGAGAGGGAGGAAAAUGUUAAUGUAAACCAGAAUGAAUGUCAGUGGAUCAUCUCACUUCACGGGAUUAAUUAUUUUGCUGAAGAUGGAUUUUUUAAUACAUUCAUUGAACUGUUGCAGCAAACUGAAAAUGUUACAGAAGGACAGAUUGAGAUAAAUGAACAGAGUCCAAAAUGGUUAUUGAAGCAAGAAGUGCCAAAGAUUGUCAGAUCUAUAAAUAGGCAGCUACGUGAGAAAUCUAUUAAGACAAAGGUUGGCGCGUUUUCUGUUUUUUAAGAACUUGUGGUGGUCUUGCCAGAUUUCCUGGCUGAUCACAUGGGUUCACUCAGUCCAGGAAUUGAAAAGGCGUUAAGUGAGGUAAAUGAAUGUGCUAUAUCUUGCAUGGAUCUAGUUGUGUCAACAUUUGGUGAUAACCUUAAUGUUGAACUUCCAGUAUGCCUUCCUGUACUUGUUGAUCGGAUGGGAAAUGAGAUCACUUGACUUACAGCUGUGAAGAUAUACAUUUGGGACUGUAUUAUUAUGUACAUGUCUUAAGUUUCUAAGACCUUGAGUGUUUUGCAUCCAAGCAUUUGCUGUCAUUGCUGCUUCUCCACUGAAAAUAGCUCAAUCUUGAAUGUUUGAGCAAGUGAUUGCAGAGUUGACUGCAUUCUUAAGGAAGGCUAAUCAGCCUCUAAGACAGGCAACAUUGUGGACCCUGAAUUCCCUAAUUGUUGCUUAUGGAGAUAAAAUUGGCUCAUCUGCUUAUGAAGUUAUUAUUGUAUAACUUGCCACACUGAUAAGUGAUUCAGACUUGCAUAUGACAGCCCUCACCCUGGAACUCUGCUGCACCUUGAUGGCAGACAGGUCAAGCCUAGUUGUUGGAUUGGCUAUUAGAAACAAAGUUCUUCCGCAAGCCCUAAUGUUAAUUAAGAGCUCAUUGCUGCAGGGGCAAGCCCUUUUGGCAUUGCAAAACUUUUUUGCUUCCUUGGUGUAUUCUGCAAACACAAGUUUUGAUACCUUACUAGACUCUCUGCUGCUAUCAAGUGCUAAACCAUCUCCCCAGUCAGGUGGGGUUGCAAAACAAGCUUUGUAUUCAAUAGCUCAAUGUGCGGCUGUCCUUUGCCUAGCUGCUGGCGAUCAACAAUGUUCAUCUAUUGUGAAAGUGCUAACUGAAAUUCUGAAAGAUUACAGCAGUACAAAUUCGGUACGAUGCUAUCAAGCAAGAAGUAGAUCGCAACAAAGAUAUGAUUCACAGCACUCUUAGUCCAAUUGCAUCCUUGCAUCAUAUAAGUGGUGAAGAUUGCAGCCUUAAGUUCAAGAAUAUGAAUGAAAUCUCAAAAUCUUCAAUUCUCUCGGACAAGUAUUAUUCCAUCCGAAAUGAAUGAUGGACUAGUUGGAACUCGUCUGUCUUACUGUCAUGUCAAGGUUUCGCGCAGCCACCGAGGAAGAUUGUAUCAUUAUUUUGUCGUGUGCAGGCUGAGCUUCUCUGUGGCAGAUUACACGGAAGUUGAAAAUGAAGUUUAGAAUUCAAAGCUGCAUGAACACAUCUUUAUCGUGGUAAUGCUAGGUUCAAGUCAUUGCGAUGUUUUUGACUCUGCAACUAUCCAUCAACGAGAUUUUUGUCAUUGAAUUUUUUAUUUUUUAAUUUAAGUCGUCCAUUAUAUACAGUUGACAAAGCUUAUUUUUGAAAUUGUAAGUCUUUUCUUUUCUUUAA